Messenger RNA from Porites lobata, 603 nucleotides. The record is from the annotation of a GenBank genome assembly. NCBI's taxonomy places the organism in Eukaryota, Metazoa, Cnidaria, Anthozoa, Scleractinia, Poritidae.
GCUACCGCGUUCUCAAACGAAUUCCUCUUUAGAGGUCUCAGCAAGAAACCUUCUGCUUUCAUCAUGGGGAAUACGAAAAGAGUUACCUUUGCAGAUUUUUUGGGUUUAUCCUUAGUUUCUGUAAUAGAAAUAGCUCCAAGGAUAAAACACACUAAACAAGUAUCUGUGUACCAGCAGCCAAGGUAUCCAAAAAGGUGGAACAAUCAACGAUAUUUUCGAACAUGUUUGUUCGAACAGCCAGUGAAUAGGCAAGAUUUUCUCGACAGAAUAAAAAGACAAUUUGUUUGCCUCGAAAGCGUGGUCUGCGAUAAAACUAUCAUUCGCGGGUUUGUUCGAGUAUUAAACGUGGCAUACAGAAAGGAGGUCACGAUACGUUACUCCACAGAUGAAUGGAAAACGAUGAGAAAUGAAAGGGCUGACUAUCUUUCGACUUCAAGCAAUGGAUCAACUGACACUUUCUUCUUUCGAAUAAUUCUACCCGCAAUUUGGCUAGAAAAGGUUACAGUUGAAUUUGCCAUUUGCUACAGCGUUGAAGGAAACAUUUAUUGGGAUAACAACAAUUUUAAAAAUUAUUCAAUUUAUUGCGCUAAGGAAGAGACAUGA